Messenger RNA from Closterium sp. NIES-65, 1104 nucleotides. The record is from the annotation of a GenBank genome assembly. NCBI's taxonomy places the organism in Eukaryota, Viridiplantae, Streptophyta, Zygnematophyceae, Desmidiales, Closteriaceae.
AUGAAGCCUCCAUUCUCUUCCACCUAUCCCUCGCCGUAUAUCUCCCCUCCCCGCGCUCCGCCAUAUCUUCCCCCGCACGAGCAACCUCCGCCCAUCCCAUCCGCCGCGCCCGCUGUCUUCCCCUCCCCGCACCUCAACUCCCCCCAUUCCCCGCGUUCCCCUUACUCCCCCCGUUCCGCGCGAUCUCCGCCGACCUAUUCCCUUUCCGCCUGCUCCCCCGCCACCUCCCCGCCACUCGCUUCACCCUUCCUCCCCAACUCCAUUGCGGAAGCUGCGCGCUCGUUCCUAUCUUCCGCCGUCCUCUCCCCCUUGGGGGAAACCAUUAAGGCUUCCGCGGUGGCGGGGGAGAGACGGGGGGGAGUUGGCGGUGUCGAUUCGGGGAAACGUGGGGAAGCAGGCGCAAGCAGCGGAGCGGCUAGAGGCGACGGGAGGGACGGCUGCGGAGGAGGCGCGAGCUCGGGGGACGGCGGAAGGAACCCUGGCGGAGCAAGCGGAGCAGGCGGAGCGGCGCUGGGCGGAGAAAGACUCGCGGGCGGAAAGGCUUCCGCCAGGCGCGCGGCGGAGGAGGAGGCGGCGGUGACGAUGGCACUAUGCACAGCGGGGGUCACGGCAAUAGUCUUCCCCAUGGCCUUCACAGUCACGCUGGAGCUGCUCGUGGGUAAGCCAAGAAAGUACCUCAUGCGCCCGGGCGGUGCUUAUGGUAGUGGGAUGACUUUUGAGUCGACUCAAAACUCACCAAGAACGGAGCUCAUGCACCCGGGUGGUGGUUGUGGUAGUGGGAUGAUAAUGCUGCGUUGCUAUGUGUCCGUGCAACAGGGGACUGGAGUCGCUGGCAGCGUUUCUGCUGCAGCGCUCUGCUCCCUUUUACAUUCAAACUUCCUCUCGUCAUCCACCAACGGUUCCACCUCCCCCUUUCUUAUCCCCCUUUCCCCUCCCCAUUUCCUCCUCCCCCUUUUCCGUCCCCUUUUCCCCCCCUCCCCUUUCCCCCUCCGCUUUUCGCCUCCCUCUUUUCCCCUCCCCUUAUCCCCCUCCCCCUCUCUCCCCCCCCUCCAUCCCAUUUCCCCUUCGCCAUCCCCAUCCCACCAGCCAUCGUCCUUGCAAUAG